CCGCUCUGGGUGGGUUUUGCCUGGCUAGACAAUUGCUGUCACACUUGGCGGGUGGGGAGGCUGGUUUGCAGACCCUAGCUCUGCACCUGUCUUGUUCCACAGUCUACUCAUCAUAGGACAGUGUGCAUGGAAUUCCUGCCAUCACUGGUUACCUGAAAUCCCUGAGGAACCCUCUUACCCUCAAUCCUGGUGUUCCAGACUCCUCACGCCUUCUUGAUCCUCUUCUUGGGACCCAUCAAAACACACACACACACUCCCUCUCUCUCCCUCUUCCUCCCACAGGUCUCACUUAUGUAGUCUUUGCUGGCCCAGAACACACUAUGUAGAUCAGGUUAGCCUGCCUCUGCACCUAAGUGCUGGGAUUAACAGCAUGAACCACCAUACCUGGAGACCUAAAAGCUCGUAACUUUCCUCUUUUAUAUACACACUCACUCAGUAUCAGAGAUCAACUGGGACCAGUAAGACUGGAUGAGGUGGGCAAAAAGGAAAGCAAAACCCUUCACUACAUACGUCUCUGCUCCACCCAGCACCUUUUCUUCCCAGCUCAGCCUGCUACAGUCUGCCCUGCGCAGACUGUAGCAGAUUCUUGACCCUCCCCACCACAGACCCUAUAUGAAGCUGAGCUCCACGUGACCACACACUUGUCAUCCCUUAUAUCAUAGAUGUAGCCAUUUUCAGCCAAGGAACUGUGUUGUGGUCCAAGACGUGGAGAGGAAGCGCUAGAAAGAAAACUUGAAAGAAACCGAUAAAGCAUGGUGUUUUGUUAGGAAAUAGGGGGAGAUAAAAAAGUGAAUGUGGUGGUGAUAACAGGCAGUAAAAAAAAAAAGGCUGUGUAUUUAAGUUAGAAUUAGGGGCGCUGCUUAAAGGAUAGAAACGGGAAACUGGAGAGCAGAAUGGGAAGGAGGAGAGAAGCUGAGCAAUCAGGAGAGGGGACGCAGGCAAAGUCUGGCUCGUCAUUAAGAAAGAACAGUUUGGAGGAAACCGCCUAGGGGAUUCGGAGGCAAGCCGGUCCCCUUGUCCUCGGGCAUUUUACACAGACUUAGGGACCAACAGUUAGUCUCCCCGUAUGGUGGAGCCACAACCAGGGAGCCAAGCACUGGCUUGGAUCCUAGUUGCUGGACAGUCCAGGCUGGCUACGGAAGUGCAGUCUAGGAACCGGAAGUCAGAGACUACCCAAAAGACACACAGACUUCGGCCUCUUUAAGAAGGGGCGGGAACAGUGGCUAAAGGAAGUGAGGCCGUGGGAGCAGCGGAAGCCGGAAGCUGCCGCCGGGCAGCGCGUGGGGUGAUGUCGGCCAGCGGGGCUGUGCAGCCGGGGCCCCCGGGGGCUGCCGUCGGGCCCUCGCCCGCUGCGACUGGGUCGCCAGCUACCGGACCUUUGUUCCGGCCCCUCAGCGCCGAGGAUGAGGAGCAGCAGCCCACCGAGAUCGAGUCCCUGUGCAUGAACUGUUACCGGAACGGCACGACGCGACUUCUGCUCACCAAGAUCCCCUUCUUUAGAGAAAUAAUCGUGAGCUCCUUUUCCUGCGAGCACUGUGGCUGGAACAACACUGAGAUCCAAUCAGCAGGCAGGAUCCAGGACCAAGGAGUGCGCUACACCUUGAGUGUUAGGGGCCAAGAGGACUUGAACAGAGAAGUGGUGAAAACAGACUCGGCCACCACAAGGAUCCCGGAGCUGGAUUUUGAGAUUCCAGCUUUCAGCCAGAAGGGAGCUCUGACCACUGUUGAAGGACUGAUCAGCCGCGCGAUCUCUGGCCUGGAACAGGACCAACCCACACGGCGGGCCAUGGAAGGUGCCAUAGCUGAAAGAAUUGAUGAGUUCAUAGGCAAACUGAAGGACCUAAAGCAGACGGCUUCCCCUUUCACGCUGAUCAUUGAUGAUCCCUCGGGAAACAGCUUUGUAGAAAACCCACAUGCACCCCAGAAAGAUGAUGCCUUGGUGAUCACACACUACAGCCGGACCCCACAGCAAGCUGAGAUGCUGGGUCUCCAAGCAGAAGCACCAGAAGAGAAGUCAGAAGAGGAAGACCUUAGAAAUGAAGUGCUCCAAUUCAACACAAACUGCCCGGAGUGCAACGCCCCAGCCCAGACCAACAUGAAGCUUGUCCAAAUCCCCCACUUUAAAGAGGUUAUCAUCAUGGCUACCAACUGCGAGAAUUGUGGGCAUCGUACUAAUGAGGUGAAGUCCGGAGGAGCGGUGGAGCCCUUGGGUACUAGGAUUACCCUCCGAAUCACAGAUCCCUCAGACAUGACCCGAGACCUUCUCAAGUCUGAGACCUGUAGUGUGGAAAUCCCAGAGCUGGAGUUUGAACUGGGAAUGGCUGUCCUUGGGGGCAAGUUCACCACUCUAGAAGGGCUGCUGAAAGAUAUCCGAGAACUGGUAACCAAGAACCCAUUCACACUGGGCGAUAGCUCAAAUCCUGAUCAGUCAGAGAAACUGCAGGAUUUUAGCCAGAAGUUGGACCAGAUCAUUGAGGGCAAGAUGAAGGCCCACUUUAUCAUGAAUGAUCCAGCAGGAAACAGCUACUUGCAGAAUGUCUAUGCCCCUGAAGAUGAUCCGGAGAUGCAGGUAGAGCGGUACAAGCGCACCUUUGACCAAAACGAGGAGCUUGGUCUCAAUGACAUGAAGACAGAGGGCUAUGAAGCAGGCCCGGCCCCACAGCGGUAGCAGUGGGCAGCUCACAGGCGGGCUCCCGUGCCACUCACACCGCAGGGUUAUUUAUUACUAUUGGAAAACAAUGCGUAUCCAAGUCCUUGUCCCUGGUGAGGAAGAAACUGCUUGAGCUAGAAAUCUAAGCACGCGAGGUGAGCAGCUGGCGAUGCAGCUGCAGGCCUACUCUGCUCCUUGACCUUCUUUUGGAGGUUUUAAGUCAGUGUGAGAAGAACCCCAGAAACACUGUGUGGUCUGCCGUCACCUUUUGCCUGUGAGCUCCCUGCCCUCCAGUGCAGGUUUGAGAGAGUGAAAUACCAGGUUGCAGCAGGAAAGAACAUCUGAGGGGCCUAGUGAGCCUAGGUGAAGAAGCAUACAUUAAAGUGAUGGAUUUUAAACAAAA
Meriones unguiculatus (Mongolian gerbil) is the source of this 3053-nucleotide messenger RNA. RefSeq names its product ZPR1 zinc finger (gene Zpr1). The record is from RefSeq and is a predicted model, not a curated record. Lineage: Eukaryota; Metazoa; Chordata; Mammalia; Rodentia; Muridae. The transcript has 14 exons. The coding region runs from base 1289 to 2668 and encodes 459 amino acids. Gene Ontology annotation, cellular component: cytoplasm; axon; Cajal body. Gene Ontology annotation, molecular function: zinc ion binding; translation initiation factor binding. Gene Ontology annotation, biological process: positive regulation of gene expression; Cajal body organization; axon development.